UGAUAACUGCUGCUGGUCAAUCUCUCUUUUAUCGAAUUCUCGACAAUUGUGCUGAGCGUUUGUCGGUCAUUGUUUGCGUCUUCCGCAGAACAACUGAAUCGUGUUCUAUCUCUCCUGAAACUGUGCGCGAAGAAGAACUGGUUUCCACUUCGAAAACGGUGCAAUGGACAACGCAUAUACCAUGAAGAGUGGUAGCAGAUAUGCGCCUGAGAUUCAUCAUUCCAGAAGCUCGUCAGAUGGAAUGCAAAAUGUCGAAAAGUCAAUCGACCGAGAUGAGCAAGAAAUGGCGAGGCUCGGAAAACGCCAGGAAUUGCGACGAAACUUUGGCUUUAUGAGCAUGCUUGGAUUUUCUUGCACGCUUAUGAUAACAUGGGAGGGACUGCUGACGGUCUUCGUCUAUGGACUUACUGACGGCGGUCCCGCCGGACUCGUGUAUGGCUAUCUCUUCUGCUGGCUGGGCUAUUUUACCGUUGUGGCUUCCCUGGCCGAAAUGGUGUCGAUGGCACCGACGGCAGGUGGCCAGUAUCACUGGACAUUCCUCUUUGCACCAAAGUCGUGUCGCAAUUUCCUUUCCUUCGUCACUGGUUGGCAGUCUGUUCUUUCGUGGCAAGCUUGUCUCGCAUCGGCCGCUUACCUGGGUGGCACAAUCAUUCAGGGAUUAUUGGUGCUCAACUACCCGAAUUAUGACUUCAAAAGAUGGCAUGGAACUUUGCUGCUUUUUUCAGUCAUCUUGUUGGCCUUGCUCUUCAACACCUACCUUGCAAAGCAGUUGCCCAAAGUCGAGGGAGCAGUCUUGAUUGUGCAUAUUGUUGGAUUUUUCGGAGUCCUCAUCACUUUGGUAUACCUUGCACCACAUGGGACUGCACACGACGUAUUCAUCAAGUAUCUCAACUCGGGAGGAUACAACAAGGGAACCUCAUUCUUCGUGGGCCUGAUAACAACUGUGUUCGCAUUUGUGGGAGCAGAUGGAGCUAUACACAUGUCUGAAGAGAUCAUCAAUGCUUCCACGGUUGUACCGAAUUCCCUCGUAGCCUCAAUCGGCCUGAAUGGGGUGAUGGGAUUUGCCAUGCUGAUCGCUAUUCUCUUUUGCAUUGGAGACAUCGACAACGCCCUUUCUUCGCCAACGGGGUUUCCCUUCAUUGAAAUCUUCCGUCAGGCUGUCAAUACCAAUGGCGGAGCUACAGCGAUGACUGCCAUUGUCUUGUCUCUGAUGAUUUUUGCAACUAUUGCGGUAUUGGCGGCGGCCUCCAGGAUGAUGUGGGCUUUCUCCCGGGACAAUGGGUUACCUGGUUCGCGUUAUCUGUCUCGAGUUGAGCCUCGAACAAAGUUGCCCCUGUACACAGUCGGACUUUCAGUCCUCAUCACCAUGCUGUUGGGUUUGAUCAACAUCGGCUCCAGCGCAGCCUUCAAUGCCGUUGCCUCGCUCGUUGUCUCGGGCUACCUCUCAAGUUAUACCCUGCCAAUGAUUUUGAUACUGCACAAAAAGAUCUUCAACCCAUCCUCCAUCCAUUAUGGGCCAUGGACCUUGGGGCGACCAUUUGGUAUUUUUUGCAACAUUUUCGGACUCUGUUGGAUCGCGAUCGUUAUGGUGUUCAGCUUCUUCCCAUCCGUCCGUACGGACCUGACUCUGCAGACCAUGAAUUGGUCUUGUCUUCUGUGGGGGGGUACCAUGAUUAUCGGAAUCACCAGCUAUUUUGGAUAUCUUCGAGGCCGUUAUAAUGGUCCAAUUGUUGAAAGGGACAUUAUUGACCAAGUUCAUGGAAUUGGAGCGUAACGACCGAGUGAAGGAUCGUCCGUAUCUUGGUGGGCUCUAGCCUCUACGCAUUGGCAUCCAUGGCCCUCGAACUUCAUACCUUUCUCAAGAGAUCAAUAACUUCCACAAUAAUGAGGUCUGUCCCAU
This is a messenger RNA of Exophiala oligosperma, 1900 nucleotides long. RefSeq lists its product as uncharacterized. Gene Ontology annotation, cellular component: membrane. The coding region runs from base 164 to 1774 and encodes 536 amino acids. Gene Ontology annotation, molecular function: transmembrane transporter activity. The record is from RefSeq and is a predicted model, not a curated record. Gene Ontology annotation, biological process: transmembrane transport. The transcript is spliced from 5 exons. Lineage: Eukaryota; Fungi; Ascomycota; Eurotiomycetes; Chaetothyriales; Herpotrichiellaceae.